AAUAAUUAUGCUCAAUUAAUAUGAGCCUUUAGAAUAGCCAGGAGUAGCUUUGAGCAUAACUGAAUAUCCCACAAAAUCUGAAAUCUAAGAAGUAGUUUCGAAAGAAAAGUAGUCUCAUUUGUCAGAUAUGUAAAUUGAACAAUAAUUUAGAUUACUACUUCUAAUUAUCAUAUUUUAUUUGAUUGUAGUGAUUUCUUUUUUUGUGGUAUUGGGCACAUCACAAGAAUUCAGAUAAUUUCUGUUUGACUUUUUUAAUGAUAACUAUGAAAAUGGUAAUUAAUAAUAUUGAUUUUGCUAAAGAUGUUCAUGGAUUGAUUUAUAUUGGAGCUUUUGAGUUUUUAUUGAUUAUAACUGGAUUUGAUAUAUUUUUGAUGGAUAUUUUAUUUGGAUUUUUCAUUCGACCAUAUUUAACAGCUUUUGGUUUAUUAUUUGCAACUAAAAUGGCUGGAAAGUAAUAAUAAAAUGAAUUUUAGAUUUUUAUGUUUUGCUUUAGUAAAAUAUUGUUUUAGAGAAGAAAUUUAUUAAGCAUUUAAAGGGAAUAUAUUUUUCAAGACUUUUUAUAUAGCAGCAAAAAUAAACCCAAUAAAAAUCUUAGCAAUUUUACAAUUAAUCACAUUACCUACAGCAUUUAAGACAUAUGUUGUUGGUGUAUUUGCAGUCAGUACUUAAUAGUACUUGAUAGUUACAUCAAUUAGUAAUUUUAUAUGGACUGGUUUUUGGGUUCAUGUUGGAGUUUAAGCAAAGAAUGUAAAGACAUUUAUUGAGACUGGAAAAUCAUCAGAUAUUAUGCCUUUGUAAAUACAAAUGAUAAUAUUAAUUGGAGGAAUAUGUGCUUUAGGAUAUUUGUUGAAACUUACUAAUUAAGUUUACUAAGCUAUUGUAUAAGAAGUUCAUGGAUUGGAAAAGAAUAUAAAAUGA
Paramecium sonneborni is the source of this 918-nucleotide messenger RNA. The record is from the annotation of a GenBank genome assembly. NCBI's taxonomy places the organism in Eukaryota, Ciliophora, Oligohymenophorea, Peniculida, Parameciidae.